UACAUUCUGUAUUUCACUGAAUUAAUAUAUAGAGAACACAUAGGCCUACAUGAUUCACAGAAAGAAAAGAGGAGGUGGUGGUCAACAGGGGCCAACGGCACAUUUUUUUCUCUGCAUAAUGGUUCAUUUAAAAGAUUUUUUACAACUUUGAAGCUGUGAAAGAACUCAGUAUCUCACAAGUAAGAAGCAAAUGUUAUAGAGAAGUUUAAAAAAAGAAUAUACAUUUGUGAAACAGAAACAUUUUUUACGUUCAAUCACCUGGUAACCCCUGCUGUGGUAAUUUUGGUUAACUGUUUUGAUUUGCUUGCUUACAGCAUGACAGGAGUGACAUUUUGUUUCCUUCCUGCUUGUGCAUUUUAACAGAAAGACAAAAAACUAAACUUAAACCUGAAAUCAAAUCAACUUCCAGGCAAGACCAAGAUCAGUGCUGAAGAAUAAACAGACAUAUAGGUAAAAACAUUUUUCUCAAUAUACCUACACAUUAAAAAACGACUUGCUUAAAUAAACGUUAAUUAAAAACAAACCUCAUAAACAGGGUCAGAGGUCAUGGUUCACCUGCAGAACAUCUGCAGGAGCUGGAGGAAAGGUCAGCUUUGCUACAGGCGUUUCAUCUGUGGCUUGAGCUCAAGCUGUCCAGGCAAAACUCAGUCCCCAUUUUUAUUACUUUGCCUCCCUGCUGUCACAAACCAGUAGGCGAUGUUAAAUACUGCAAAGAGGCAGACAGAACAGCUACUCCUACAUCAUAGUAAUAAAAAACAGACUGCCAGUCCCGCACAGACACUGGUGCGGUAGCCUUUGGCAAGGUGUUACUCCCUAAAUACCUCAGCAGAGGUGAGUCAGAAUUUAAUCAGGUGGUUUUUAGCAUAAUAAUGGAGAGUAAUGGCCGAGCAGAAAUGACCGUAGGAAGCCAAAAACGCACUUAAGGGGAACAUCGAGGAAAAAUGUCCCCUCUGCUGUGACAGUGUAGUGACCUACUGUAUAUGUAAUAAUUCACUGAUCCAUUUUGCCCGUAGAAACUGCAGAUAAUGUGCAGCGGUUUGUGGAGGCACGGGUGUUAGAUCCUCCUCCUCGCCACAUGGAGGCGCCGCAGACCCGCAUUCCUGCGUCCCACUUGCUCGCUUGACAAUGCAAAAAAAGUAGUGGAGCCGUUACGGGGUAAAGGAGGGGGGGGGCUCUUUUUGAACGCUUUAGCUCCAGAUCAGAUGCUCCCUGUGCGGGCUGUGGAGGGAGCAGGCAGGCAGGCAGGCAAGCGCUUCUGCGAAGGGGGCACUCAGCGAUGAAUGAAUGGAGCUGAGCGCACAACUUCUCUCCAGUCCUCCUUCUCUUCCUGCUGCUGCUGCUGCUGCUGCUGGAGUUUUCUCUAGGAUUUUCUUCUUGUGACAAAACGAACUGGACUUUACUUCCUCUGCCAGCAUGUAUUCAGCAGCACUGCUACUGAUGCUGGCCGUCGGGAUCUACGCAGAUAGUAUGGAAGGACCAACAGCUGGCUGUACCUUUGACGAGGACUCAGACCCAGGCUUGUGUGAAUACCGACAGGGCCAAGAGGAUGACUUUGACUGGCAGCUAAUCAGGACCUACAACUGGCCACACCCGACCCCAGAUCUUCUACGAGGGUCCUUCAUGAUGGUUAAUUCGUCGCAGCAUUUCGGAGGCCAGCGGGCUCAGCUACUCUUGCUCCCACUCAGCGAGAACGACACCCACUGCAUCCAGUUCAGCUACUUCCUCUACAGCCGUGAUGGCCACAGCCCAGGGGACCUGCAGGUCUACAUUCGGGUCAACGGAGGCCCCAAGGGAAGUGCUGUGUGGAAUAUCUCGGGCUCCCAGGGGCGCCAGUGGCACCAGGUGGAGCUUGCCGUCAGCACUUUCUGGCCCAGUGAAUACCAGGUCAUCUUUGAAGCGACUGUUUCCGAGGAGCGACAGGGCUACAUUGCCUUGGACGACAUUGUGCUGCUCAAUUACCCUUGUUACAAGGUGCCUCAUUUCUCUCGGCUGGGUGAUGUGGAGGUGAACGCCGGGCAGAACGCCUCGUUCCAGUGUGUCGCCACAGGCAAAGUUUCUGAGACUGAGCCGUUCCUCCUGGAGCGGAGGAACGGUGUGGUGCUGGACAUGCCUUUGCUGUCACGGCUGAGCCACAAGCGGCUGAUGGCAACUUUCCAGGUGGAGGCACAACGUGGGGAGCAGGACCUCUACCGCUGCAUCACCCUGUCCCCCAGAGGUGCUGCCGUCUCCAACUUCGGAGAACUCAUUGUCAGAGUGCCCCCAACGCCGAUUGCACCCCCUCAGCUCCUGCGGGCAGGCCCUACCUAUCUGAUCAUCCAGCUCAACACUAACUCCAUCGUAGGGGAUGGACCAGUCAUUCGACGGGAAAUCCAGUACCGGGCCAGCCAGUCCACGUGGACAGAGACUCACGGUGUGGGCUCACUUACCUAUAAGGUUUGGCAUUUGGAGCCAGACACAGAGUACCGCAUCAGUGUCCUGCUCACCCGGCCUGGGGAGGGGGGCACCGGAGCACCUGGACCCCCUCUGAUCAGCAGGACAAAGUGUGCAGAGCCCAUGCGUGCCUUGCGGGGUCUGACAGCUACAGAGAUCCAGCCACGGCAGCUAGCCCUUCAGUGGGAGCCCCUGGGCUACAACCUCACCCGCUGUCACACCUAUUCCUUGUCCUUGUGCUACCGCUACUCGAUGCCAACAGGGGGCAGCGGAGGGAACAACGCCACUGUCAGAGAAUGCCUGUCCGUGGAACGUAACACUUCUCACUUCACCUUGAGAGACCUGCCACCCUUCCGCUCAGUCCACGUCCGACUGGCUCUGGCCAACCCUGAAGGAAAGAAGGAGAGCAGAGAGGUCACCUUCCAGACUGAAGAAGACAUUCCUGGCGGCAUCGCUCCAGAGUCCCUGACCUUCACCCCACUCGAUGACAUGAUCUUUCUCAAGUGGGAGGAGCCCAUUGAGCCCAACGGUCUCAUCACACAGUACGAGAUCAGUUACCAGAGUAUCGAGUCGUCAGACCCAGGCAUUAAUGUGCCUGGUCCUCGCCGUACAGUGUCCAAACUGAGGAACGAGACCUACCACAUGUUCUCUGGCCUGCACCCUGGAACCACCUACCUGGUGUCAGUCCGUGCCCGAACUACCAAGGGGUUUGGCCAGACGGCGCUCACCGAGAUCACCACCAACAUCUCUGCCCCGGUGUUUGACUAUGAAGACAUCCCCUCUCCGCUGAGUGAGUCGGAGAGCACCAUCACUGUGCUGCUGCGCCCUGCGCUGGGGAGAGGGGCUCCUGUCAGCGCCUACCAGGUGGUGGUAGUAGAAGAGGACGGGUCCCGUCAGGUGAGACGAAGGGAGCUUGGCACCGUCGACUGUUUCCCCACUCCAAACUCCCACAACGAGGCCCAGGCCAAAGGGGCUCCACAUUACUACACAGCCGAGCUGGCUCCGAGCAGCCUGCCCGAUGCCACACCUUUCACUGUGGGCGACAACCACACCUACAACGGCUACUGGAACAGCCCUUUAGAUCCCACCAAGAACUAUCUCAUCUAUUUUCAGGCCACCAGCAACUUCAGAGGGGAGACCAGAAUAAACUGUAUUCGGAUUGCUCGCAAAGCUGCCUGUAAGGACUCUAAGCGGGCUCUGGAGGUAUCCCAGCAUGCAGAGGACAUGGGUCUGAUUCUUGGGGCCUGUGCCGGUGGUCUGGUGGUCCUCAUUCUGCUUCUGGGGGCCAUCGUCAUCAUUGUCAAGAAGGGAAGGGACUUCUAUUCUUACCCUUACUACCCUAGGAAGAAGGUGGCCAUAAACAAGGCAGCCAUGUCCUACAGGCAGGAGAAGAGUCGGAAACUGAGUUCUUUAGACUGCAGCAUGACAGAGCAGAGCACUCUCCAGCAGGAUGAGAGGAUGGCCCACUCCUUCAUGGAUGCCCACGGCUGCAACGCUCGAAAUGAACAACGUAGCUCCGUCAACGAGUCCAGCAGCUUACUGGGGGGCUCGCCGCACCGCCACUGUCGAAGGAAGAGCUCGCCGUAUCACACGGGUCAGCUCCACCCUGCUGUAAGAGUUGCUGACCUCCUCCAGCACAUCAACCAAAUGAAGACGGCCGAGGGAUACGGUUUCAAACAAGAAUAUGAGAGUUUCUUUGAUGGCUGGGACGUCACGAAAAAGAAGGACAAGACCAAAGGAAGACACGAUAGUUUGCUUAGCCAUGAUCGGCAUCGGGUCAAACUCCACUCUCUGCUUGCAGACCCCAGUUCUGAUUAUGUCAAUGCCAACUACAUUGAUAUUCGGAUAAACAGGGAAGGUUACCAGCGAUCAAACCACUUCAUCGCCACUCAAGGCCCCAAGCAGGAGAUGAUCUACGACUUCUGGCGGAUGGUUUGGCAGGAGAACUGCUUCAGUAUUGUCAUGAUCACCAAGCUGGUGGAAGUGGGCAGGAUGAAGUGCUGUAAGUAUUGGCCUGAUGACACUGAGCUCUAUGGUGACAUUAAAAUAACGCUGCUGAAGACAGAGACACUGGCAGAGUACACUGUGCGCACCUUUGCCAUGGAAAGGAGAGGUUACCCUGCCAAACACGAGGUGUGCCAGUUCCACUUCACAUCCUGGCCUGAGCACGGCGUGCCAUACCACGCCACCGGCCUGCUGGCUUUCCUACGCCGUGUCAAAGCCUCAACACCUCCUGAUGCCGGCCCUGUGGUGGUCCAUUGCAGUAUGGGGGCAGGCAGGACCGGCUGCUACAUUGUGCUGGAUGUCAUGCUGGAUAUGGCUGAAUGUGAAGGAGUGGUGGACAUCUACAACUGCGUCAAGACCCUUUGCUCAAGACGCAUCAACAUGAUCCAGACUGAAGAGCAGUAUGUGUUCAUCCAUGAUGCCAUCUUGGAGGCUUGUCUGUGCGGAGAGACUGCCAUCCCCGUUAAUGAGUUUGCUCUCAUCUAUAAGGAGAUGCUGAAAGUUGACUCUCAGAGCAACACCUCGCAGCUUAGAGAGGAGUUUCAGACUCUGAACUCGGUAACUCCUCACCUGGAUGUGGAGGAGUGUAGCAUUUCUCUGAUGCCCCGGAACCGAGAGAAAAACCGCAGCAUGGACGUCCUGCCCCCGGACCGCUCCCUGGCCUUCCUCAUCACCACAGAGGGAGAAAGCAGCAACUACAUCAACGCCGCGCUCGCCGACAGCUUCCUCAGGCCUGCCGCCUUCGUGGUGACGCCGCACCCGCUGCCCGGCACCACAACCGACUUCUGGAGGCUUGUUUACGACUAUGGCUGCACCUCAGUGGUGAUGCUCAAUCAGCUCAACCAGUCAAACUCUGCCUGGCCAUGUCUGCAGUAUUGGCCUGAGCCAGGGCUGCAGCAGUUUGGGCCCAUGACAGUGGAGCUUCUGUCCAGGACAGCCGACGAUGACGUUAUCAUCCGUCUCUUCCGGGUUCAGAACAUCACCCGGCUUCAGGAAGGCCAGCUUGUGGUGCGUCACUUCCAGUUCCUGCGCUGGUCUCCGUAUCGCGACGUGCCCGACUCCAAGAAAGCUUUCCUCAGUCUUUUGGCUCAAGUUCACAACUGGCAGAGGGAGUGUGGGGAGGGACGCACCAUCGUCCACUGUCUGAAUGGCGGCGGUCGAAGCGGUACUUUCUGUGCCUGCACCAUGAUCCUGGAAAUGAUUCGUCACCACAGCAUGGUGGACGUGUUCUUUGCUGCCAAAACUCUGCGCAACUCUAAGCCAAACAUGGUGGAGACGAUGGAGCAGUAUCGGUUCUGCUAUGAGCUGGCCCAGGAGUACCUGGACUGCUUGGAAGUCAGAUAGCACCUAUCCCUCUCCUCUCAUUCCUCCUCAAGGAGAGGGUCUGGAUCCUGGAUCCUGCAUCCUGGAUUUCUGCACCUGGCUCCUUAGCCCGUGUAUACAGCUCUGGUUGUCUUCUUCGCCAUGCCUGGUUGAAACGUUGUUUGCCAUAAAAACUGACUGAGAAUGCUCACUGGACAACUUGUAACAUACUACUGACACCCUUUUUGCUUUUCCUCGGCGCUCCGAUCCAACGUGUACUCUUUUGUGCCACUUUACAUCUGCCAAACCAGAGGACACUAACAGGAGUGGAGUUCAUUUUCUAUAUGACCACUAUCAAGGCAGCCGAACUACCUGUUGUACACCUCGAUGACGGGACUGGAAGAGCUCUGCUGUAUCCUGCCUUACUAUGAACAAACACUGAAAGGAAACUACAGUUGAUGCCAACCACUGAGUGAUAUUUUGUGUUUGUUUGUAACACUGUAAAUGGUGCAAUCUGCUGUUGGUGAACAUCCCAUGUCGUACUAUAUUUGAACUUUAUCGUGGGUAAGACUGACGAUUGACGGUUGAUUUAGUGAGGAAAGGAAAGAAGUCGGUAACAUCCGAUGGACAUAUCUGUACAGUAGAGUUGUCUUGGACCUAUUUUCUCUUUAUUUAUUCUUCGUGUAAAUAGAUGUUUUUUUCCUCCCCCUCCCCCUCGGAUGUUUCUAGAUGUUCUCAACGUCUUAUCAAUGUGCCAAUCCAUUCUCUCUGUGUCUGUAAAUGGGGACCACUUCAGCAUCUGCAUGCCCAGUCUUAAGUGUUUCAUUGCAGUGUGUGGCCCAAGUCUGCUUUAGGGUGGAUUCUGCGACGUGAAUCCUUCCGCUAGUCCCGAGAGAGCUCUGUAAGAAUAACCAUGUGUUGCUGUGAGAAUACGGCCAAACUCUGUCGCUUUCUAAAUUUGUAUUUAUUCAAUGUGUUUUAUUUUCUAAAUAGUGUAUAAAACAGGAAAAGAAAUAAAAUAUGAUGUUGUUGCUUAACAAUC
Lates calcarifer (barramundi perch) is the source of this 6778-nucleotide messenger RNA. RefSeq names its product protein tyrosine phosphatase receptor type Ua (gene ptprua). Gene Ontology annotation, biological process: protein dephosphorylation. NCBI's taxonomy places the organism in Eukaryota, Metazoa, Chordata, Actinopteri, Centropomidae. Gene Ontology annotation, cellular component: membrane. The record is from RefSeq and is a predicted model, not a curated record. Gene Ontology annotation, molecular function: protein binding; protein tyrosine phosphatase activity.